AUGAUGGGAAAUACACCACUUCACAGUAAGCGUCGCCUCUCUGGUGACGCCGAGACGAUUGCUUGUGACAAUACACCACCACACAUUAUUAUGGAUAUUCCUAGCAAGCGUCCUACGUUAUCUGAACACCAGGAUUCCCCUCGUUCUGCGCCCAUCGGCACUGGUUACGAUCGUGCAGACGUUGACAACAUGGCCUGGCUAUUUCAUGGUGCGAGCCUCCAUGAUGCGGAGCAUUCACCUCACUCUGUUUGCGUAUCAUCGGGUCGUCCUACGUCCCUUCCUGUACCCUCUUCAGCUCAUGAAUUACCGACUGGCGGGUAUAUGGACACUUCCGGCGAUUCGAGAGAACUGAGAUCCUGUUCCGGGAACGAUGGUGAUACCCUACCUUCUGAUGUUGAAAUGACCACAAGUACUCCACAGAAGCACUUACUUCCCACAGUCUUCCGUUGGAAUGGUGGUGGGCACGAGAUUUAUGUUAGUGGAACAUUCAAUAAUUGGCAAAAGCGCAUACCGAUGGCUCGAAGGAAAUCAGGCCACGUCGUCAUUGUUGACUGUCCUCCGGGGAGGCACGAGUACAAAUUCUUUAUCGACGGUGCCUGGUAUCAUGAUCCGACUAAAACUUUGAAGGAUCUGAAUAAGGGUGCCAUGAAGGUUGCCGCUGAUUUGCGAAAUUUCUUUCAGAAGGAUCCUCUAGGUGUGAAGAUGAUCAAACAUGUGAAGGACUUUCUUGUCCUUAUGAAGGAUACUGGACGUCGUCUUCAGAAAUACCCUAUGCCCUGCACUUACAAGUCUGAAGAUGACGAUUAA
Messenger RNA from Mesocestoides corti, 807 nucleotides. The record is from the annotation of a GenBank genome assembly. Lineage: Eukaryota; Metazoa; Platyhelminthes; Cestoda; Cyclophyllidea; Mesocestoididae.